AUAAGACACAAAGUGCAUUUCCCACCCCUUUAAUUUGUGUAUUUAUUACAAUAUGUUUUCAUGAAAAUAUUAUGUUAGUCAUACAAUUGAUCUUAUGAAAUCAUGAAAAUGUUUAGCUUUAAUUGAAUUUUUUUGGAAUAAUUUUCUAGAUUUUAUAUGGUAACCAAAUGAUGAUGCGUUAAGUUCUUUUAUUAAAGCUAAGAAUAAAGCUGAUACUGUAUGUUCUCUUGUGUAAAUUGUCAAAUAAACAGUUUAACAGAUGUGAUUGUAAAAGAUGAUUUAAAGUUAAAUAAAAAUUGAAAACGAUCAUGGAGCAAGGUUAACAACAUCGGCAGUCAUUGAUGUGUGCAACAGGCAGGUUAACAGAAUUUUCAAAAUGUUGAUCUCCUUAUAGAUAUUUUCUAAAUUAUUCUAGCAUAAGAUUAAAUAACUUUUAGAUGAUACCACUGCUGUGUUGGUCUUCUAAAUAUAAGCCAGCAGCCAGUUAGCUAACCUUAGGGGAAUAAGGGGAAACAGCAACGCUGGCUCAGUCCAAGAAUAACAAAAUACCAACUAGCUCCUCUAAAACCUGAAUUACACAGGUUAAUCUCAAUGGAAUGUGGAAAACAUGGAGCACUUCUUGGCUACGAAUAGUUGCCAAACAGAAAACUGAGAAUCCAGGAAGUUAUGUAUUUCUCAAAAUGUCAAAUCAUUCCAUCAAGUUAUUGAAAUAAAAAUUGUUACAAUGUGGACAGAAAUAUCUUCCACCCAAUGAUAGCUCAAAUCUUCUCUUUCUACCAUCCGUUAAUCAAGUGUUUCAAAUGUUUAACAUAAAAUCCAAGUUACCUUAAACUGAAUUUGUUUUAUUAUCAUAGUUCCAGUCAUCUGCCAAGGAAAUGUGUUCUGCCUGUUUGACACCUGUCUAUCCAAUGGAAAAAAUGGUGGCCAAUAAACUUAUCCUGCACUACAACUGUUUCUGCUGUAAACACUGUAAGAAGAAGCUCAGCAUACGCAACUAUUCAUCUCUUUAUGGGGAGUUCUACUGCAUUUCCCAUUACCAACAGCUUUUUAAAAGAAAAGGAAAUUAUGAUGAAGGAUUUGGGCACAAGCAACAUAAAGACCAGUGGCUUCAGAAAAAUAAAGGCACACAGGAGGCAGAUGCUUUGUCCACUCCCAAAAUGACAAAAAGCAACUUAAACAGGUCUGACAGCUCCAGAGAGUCCCCUGCUGGUGUGUUUGUUACAAAGUCUUCUGCAAGAGAGCUGAGAGAUAACAGUGGUGCUGAUGUUAAAGGCAAACUAAAAAUGAGCUGGCCACCAGAGAAGAAGAGUACUGGAGUUGAUCUAAUGCAGAAAACAUAUGUAAAAAAGAAGAUAUCUGAAAUUUGUAAAACAUCUACUUAUGGUAUGAGCUUGGCAGACAACAACCAAGUAAAGAUCAACCUUAGUGUAGAAAGGAAAGAUAAGGUGACAACACUGUCAAGUUCCUUCACCUCAGGGGUCAAAGAAAGAACGAAGAUGACAAGUCAGUCAGCUGAGAAGUUGACCUCAGAAGAACCAAUACCCAGGAGUGAUCCAACCAAGGCAAGGCAUUUUCAAGACAGCAUCUCUCCAAGAGUGCCUAACUUUUCUUCACCCUCCCCAGAAAAGGGUAUUAUUCUGACAAUCCAAAAAACAGAACAGAAAAAUGUGGCACCAACCUCAAAAACAUGCAAUAAUUCAACAUCUCACAGGCUGGACACAAAUAAAAGUAAGAAGUCUGUACGGUUUGCUCCAAAUGUUGAUGUUGCUCAGUAUGACCCGUCCAAUCAGCUGACCACAGAAGCCAAGCCAGAAGAACGCAGUACACAGCUUUCUGACCAAACUGAACAGAGCAAAGUGAAUAAAUCUAAUGAUUUAAAAGAUGACAGUGACAAAAAUAACUUUGAUGAGUUCAGCAAAGAACAGAGUGACGGUGAGGUGUACCUUGAAAUCCCUGAAUAUAAAUGUCCUGGAGAAACAAGCAAAAUAUCAAACCAAGAGCCUGAUGUAAAAGUGGAGAGCAGUCAAGAGAUCCCACAGACUGAUGAAGCAAUUCUGAAUGGAGGUGUAGACAAGGUUGAGGGAUCACCUGAUACUCAGAGUUUCACUGAAACUUUUAAUUCAACUGAGGAAGAUGUGAAACACCAAGAGCCAUCUCAGAUAUUGCAGGUCAUUCCAAAAGACUCCGAAUUGGACAAUCCAAGUUCUGCCGAACAUGUGAGCGGAGAGGAGGCCAGUCUUGAAAGAAACAAAAAUCAAUUUGAAAAGAGUGACUCAGCCAAUGAUCAAGAAAAUAGUCAUAGUCAGAGGAAGCCUGUUGCAAGAACAAAUUCUCUGAAGGGUUCUGCAAAACCGUCUGAAAAGACAAAGGUCAAACUGGGAUCCUGGUCCAAAGGAAAGAGUCCUUUGUCUAAACUCUUCACAAACAAAACUGAACCAAAAGAUGCCAAAAAAACAGAUGUAAAACCAAGUGGUGGACUCUUGGGUAGACUGUUUCAGUCAUCCUCAGAGAAGGCAGAGGACCCUACGAAGUCGACUGUACAAGAUGAAAGAACUGACACAACACACACGGAUGACAAAAAGACAGAGGAGGUAAAGGAGGCUGUUACAGAAGAGAUGAAAAAGGAAGGCGACAUGCCUCAAGUAACAACUCAGGAACAAGAGGCUGGGGAGCAAAUAAAGGAAAAGUCACAUUCUGCUGAGCCAAACACACUGGAAUAUAACAAGAGUGAGGCUGUAAGUACAUCUAUACCAUCUGAUCUGCUGAAGACUUCAAAAAGGGAUGCACAAGAUGAUCUAACAGCUCCAGAACAAACUGAUUCAAAUCUAAUUGGUAAUCAAGUUUCAGUCUUGGAAAGCAGUGAGGCUACAGGUUGGUCUGUGACUGAUCCUCCCAUUUCUGUGGAAUCAGUGAGCCAAGCAUCUGAGGAGUCAAUCAAUCACGUAGCCGAGAAGAGCUGUGAUUUAGUUUUGACUGCUCCAUUUACUGAUGAUAUCUUUGUCAGUUCAGCCCCAGUUCAGCCUUUGGUCAAUCAUAUAAAUAGUGAUGAAUCUGCUCUAAUGAUAAAUGAAGAAAGAGAGCCGAGCAGCAGUACACUUUUUGAUCUCAAUGAUGAACUUCCUGAGAAUUCGCCUAAUGUUUUUGGUCCGCCGGACACUCAGGUGAUUUUUAAGUGUCCAUCUUCUUUGAGUGCCGCAGCUUUGUCUGAAGCAGCUCCUGCUGAUCCCUUUAACCUGUUUGACUCCCAACCAAUGCCAACUGAGAAUGAAAUGAUACCUGGCAUAACAGAUCAGCUUAUUGUACCCGAUUUAGCACCUGUAAACCAACAUGAGGAUCAAACCUCAAGUCCUCCUAGUGCAAGCAGCCAGACAAGUGAGCAAGUUACUGACUUUGACAUAUUUAGCUCUGGUGAUGUUCUGAUCACUCAGUCAAAUGCUGUUAAUGUGUCUGAAGGAGGAGCUGAUGCUUCCACAAACCAACCACCUGCCUUCCCCGGUGACAUCUUUGCAUUUGGUGACAUCUCAAACAGUACAGAUGUGUUUACAGUGCUGCCAUCCACCACAGUCACUUCUAACUCACUGAAUGAUUUAUUUGGUUCAGAUACAUUGUCUACUGCUGCUCCUUCAGCUCAGACAGAUAUUUUUGCAGACGACAUCUUUGCAUCAGGACCACAAUCACUGACUGCGUCUGAGCCAAGUGAUGUGAAUUUAUUUGCAGAUAGUCUUGUAGCGUAUGACAACAACAACACAGAGCAAACAGCAGAUAAUACUGUCACAAGCAGCAGCUGGAUGGAUGAUUUACUCGGGUAAAAGCAGAACUGUGUUUACAUGAUAACAACACACAAAGCUGGAAUGUACAAAAAAUAAAAUAAUUCUUUUAUGAUGUCUUUAAAAAGCACUUCCUUAAAUGGAUAUGAUAACCACUUAACAUUUAAUGACUUAACAGAAACAGAAAUCAUUUUCAGUUGCCAUUGUAUCUGUAUCAAACACAAUCUGCAAAAUUCAUGUAAUUUAAAAUUUGUGUGGUAAAUACAAUUUAUGUGUCUUUAUAGUACAGCUGCAAACAUUACACAAUUUUCUUUUCCAACGUUAACACUAAGGGAAGCAGAAAAUGCUGAAUAAAUGAAAAUAUACAUUCAUAAGUGAUUUUGUCUGAAUAAAUAGCUAAUAAACUAAAAGAUUCAAAAUAAUAACUAGGUGUAAUUUAAACUGUGAAAUGUCAUUCAAAUGUAUUCAGGUGUGAAAAUUAUCUGUUUUGAAUGUAUUGAUUACAAGUGAAUCUGUAAUAAAAUUACUACUUUGAG
This is a messenger RNA of Larimichthys crocea (large yellow croaker), 4303 nucleotides long. RefSeq names its product protein piccolo-like. The record is from RefSeq and is a predicted model, not a curated record. Bases 876 to 3809 code for a protein of 977 amino acids. Lineage: Eukaryota; Metazoa; Chordata; Actinopteri; Sciaenidae. The transcript is spliced from 2 exons.